Strongylus vulgaris is the source of this 430-nucleotide messenger RNA. The record is from the annotation of a GenBank genome assembly. NCBI's taxonomy places the organism in Eukaryota, Metazoa, Nematoda, Chromadorea, Rhabditida, Strongylidae.
CGUUCGAAUCUGCUGCAUUUCAGAGAAACAUGGUGACGAAUUAGUUCGAUGUGUAAGCGAAACAGAAAUCGAUAGGAAGACGUUAUCAGAGAGAGCGGCUUUGCUCAAGAUCACGAUUUCUGCUGUACUAAAAGCAGCUGAAGAGUUCAUCGAACUCUCUGAUCGUGGUUCUCGACGAAUGGGUAAAGUUGUUAUCACAGAACAAAAGGAAAAAGUUAUGUUGCAGGAACAGCUAGAAACGCUGGCAAAGCAACAUUCAAGCCUAGAAAGGGCUGCAACUUUAACGGACACAACGUUUAAACCUCCAUUAUCCGCAUAUAGCGACGAUAUGGAAGAUGAAUUCCAUGAUGCUGCGGAAGAGUUGAGCCUUUCUGGAUCAAGUUCUUACUCAUGGACUCGUUUCUAUAAGAAUUAUGUCCUGCGCGGCUGA